UUAUUGGAGUGCAACAACAAUUCAGGAUCGUGGUAGAUCACCACGACGUGCAACACAAAAUCAAUAUCAGUAUCAUCAAAAUACAAUUGUAUCAAAUGUGCCAGUGAUUGAAGAUAGACCGUCAAUGAGUUCUCCAUCCGGUGUAAAUAGUAAUAAUAAUUCAAUGGAUCCAGAAGAUCAAACGCCUAUUUAUUCAAGAAGAGCGUCUUUAGAGUCAGAUACUGGUUUACCAUUUGCACGGCGCCCUUCAUUGGAACUAUUGGGUAGCGGUGGACCACAAGGAUCACUUGCGGCCGUACUAUGUGGUGGCCGACCACAUUCUAGUGCGGGCGGUGGUGGAGGUGGUGGUUCAUUGUCAGCGGGUAGCACACUAACACGUCGUUCAUCCAGUCGUCAUGGACCACAUUCCUCGGCCGCAUCAUCAACAGCGGAAUACGCUGUACCACAUAGUACAUCCCAUUCGUACCAUCAUUAUCAUGGUGGUGCGGGAGGUGCUGGUGGUGGUGGUCUGUAUGGUGAAUGUACACAUCAUCAACAGCAUCGUGCUAGUGUUGGUGAUCUAUCCGCAUCAGAUGAUGAAGAUAGUGAACCUGGAUACGCGUCAGUUUUUCCAAAUGUUCCAGCCGCACCAGGAAUGCCCUGUCAGGGUGAAGAUAGGAGUAUUUAUAGACGUGGAGCACGACGAUGGCGUAAAUUAUAUCGUGUGAAUGGGCAUAUAUUUCAAGCGAAACGAUUCAACCGACGGGCAUUUUGUGCAUUCUGUCAAGACCGUAUUUGGGGGCUGGGUCGACAAGGUUUCAAAUGUAUACAAUGCAAAUUGCUUGUCCAUAAAAAAUGUCACAAACUCGUGCAAAAACCGUGUACAAACGAACAAAUCGAGCCAAUCGUUCGUGACGAACAUAAUGGUGAAGCUCAAUCCACGUUGGGCACACCGAACACAGAAUUACUCCCAGAUUUAAAAGAAUUCCCAGCACCACCGCCAGAUAUUACCGGCGAAUCGGUUGCGGUUGAAGAUCCAUCCAAACAGAACGACAGUGAAUUGGAACCGGGGACACAACGACAAUAUUCCUUAAUUGAUUUCGAUUUAAUUCGGGUGAUUGGACGUGGCAGCUAUGCGAAAGUAUUAAUGGUUGAAUUGAAGAAAACACGACGAAUCUAUGCUAUGAAAGUGAUAAAGAAAGCGUUGGUCACUGACGAUGAGGAUAUUGAUUGGGUACAAACGGAGAAACAUGUUUUUGAGACAGCAUCAAAUCAUCCAUUUUUAGUUGGUUUACAUUCGUGUUUCCAAACACCAAGUCGCUUGUUUUUUGUUAUUGAAUUUGUACGAGGUGGUGAUUUAAUGUUUCACAUGCAACGGCAACGACGUUUACCUGAAGAACAUGCACGAUUUUAUGCUGCGGAAAUUAGUUUAGCAUUGAAUUUUCUCCAUGAUAAAGGAAUUAUUUAUAGAGAUUUAAAAUUGGAUAACGUAUUAUUGGAUCACGAAGGACAUAUUAAAUUGACAGAUUAUGGAAUGUGCAAAGAAGGUAUUCGACCUGGUGAUACAACAUCCACAUUUUGUGGUACACCUAAUUAUAUUGCACCAGAAAUAUUACGAGGUGAAGAUUAUGGUUUUAGUGUAGAUUGGUGGGCUUUAGGUGUAUUAUUAUAUGAAAUGUUAGCGGGUCGAUCACCGUUUGAUAUAGCUGGUGCCUCAGAAAAUCCUGAUCAAAAUACUGAAGAUUAUUUAUUCCAGGUUAUAUUAGAAAAAACUAUUCGAAUUCCAAGAUCACUAAGUGUAAAAGCAGCUUCAGUACUUAAGGGCUUCCUUAAUAAAAAUCCAGCCGAUCGUCUAGGAUGUCAUAGAGAAAAAGCAUUUAUGGAUAUUGUAAAUCAUCCGUUCUUCAAAUCCGUUGAUUGGGAAAUGUUACGUCAAAAGCAGGUACCUCCACCAUACAUGCCUAUUGAGGAAGAAGUUAAAGAUGAUACACUGUUAAUAGUGAAGAAUUUUGACCCACAAUUUACACGUGAACCAGUCGAAUUAACUCCAGAUGAUCCGCGAGUAAUUGAAAAGAUCGAUCAGUCAGAAUUCGAAGGAUUUGAAUAUGUAAAUCCAUUAUUAAUGUCAUUGGAGGAUUGUGUGUGACAACACGCCUGUCCGCUACAUUAUCGUGGUCCUCCAGGUGCUCCACCACCACCAUUUAUAACAACUCCUUUAUCAACACCAUCAUCAAUUACACCAUCAUAUUUAGUUCAAUCAAAUUCACCACCAUAUAUGACACCGAUAACACCGCACAAUAUGGCCCCCUCAUUUGCAGCAACACCGUUAAAUCCACCAUCAGUGUCACCGCUAAUGGCACCUCCUAUGUUUGAUACACCCUUACCGCCACCACCGCCAGCACCCAAUUUUCCGGACGAUGGUCCCGAUUACGAUGAUGUUACAGAUGAUAUGAGUGUCUUGCAAAUAGAUGUCAAACCUCCACGUACAUUGUUGCAACAUAUGUUUUGCCUUCCUCUAAACUAAUUCAAAUUGUUUAAAAAAAAUAUAUUAAAAAAUUUAGAUAACAAAAAAAAUGAUACUUCUCAAAUACUUCGAAAAAAAAAAGAAAAGCCAUUUUCCUAUAUAAAAUAUAAAUUUUUGUUAAGUUUUACUUUUUAUAAAUAAUGUUAUUCCAAGGCACAGUAAGUUCUAAGCUGAAAUUCUUAAAUAUUGAAGCUAGCAAAGUUGCAGGUUACUGUUUUGAAGCAAACUUUGCUUAUUCAAUUUUUUAAACCCCUUAAAUCAAACAUAAGUCCGUUAUUUCUAGACUCAAACGAGGAUUCGGAAAGAAAUGGUCCAGGAAUUUACUGCAUUAUGUAUUAAGAAAAAUUAAGACCCAAAGACAAAAAAAUGUAGCUCAUUUGAUGAGUACUUUUCUAGAUAUCUCUAGAAUCACGCAAAACAAAAGCAUUUCGAACAGGAUUUUAGGUGAUAUCUCAAAAACUACCCACUUAAUCGUUAAAUCCAUCAGAUUCUUGUAUUUUUUAGGUCAAAAUUACUCUA
Molecule: messenger RNA, 3022 nt
Organism: Chrysoperla carnea
Lineage: Eukaryota; Metazoa; Arthropoda; Insecta; Neuroptera; Chrysopidae
Gene: aPKC
Product: atypical protein kinase C
Exons: 8
Coding region: 125-2125 (666 amino acids)
Biological process (GO): establishment or maintenance of cell polarity; protein phosphorylation
Molecular function (GO): protein serine/threonine kinase activity; ATP binding
Source: RefSeq, a predicted model, not a curated record